AUGUUACUGAAUCCUUUUUUCGGGGCAGCCAUCCUUGGAGCCCUGUUGGUCUUGUACCUGGCGCAUUGCUACUCAUCUCCGCUAUGGAACAUCCCGGGACCAACACUGUCAAAAAUUACCUCACUCCUCCUGAGAUGGCACGAAUUCGAAGCUAAUCGAACGCUUUACAUCCACUCCCUUCACUUGAAGUACGGUCCUGUCGUGCGAAUCGCGCCUAAUGAGGUCUCAUUUACGUCUUACGAGGCCGUCAAAGAGAUUUACGGGUCUCUGGGAAGUGGUUACGAUAAGCAUCGUUUCUACAACCUUUUCAAGGUUUUUGGGCGCAGAACCAUGUUUUCAACCCUUGUGAAGGGCGAUCACGCAAAGCGCAAACGUAUCAUUGCCGAUCGCUAUGCUAAUAGCAAUAUUGUGAAGCCCAUGGCACUCAGCGGCAUUGAGGAGCGCGCGGAAAACUUUGUAAAGCAGUGCGCCGAUUCAGCAAGGAAUAGUAUCGAUGUCUACGUCAAGCUUCACUCUUACGCUUGUGACUGCGUUACCCAUCAUUUGUUCCACCCUUACGGAACAAAUAGUCUCCAGAAACAGGAAGAUACAGACAUGAUGGAACAAGUCACGAAGGAUGACAGUUUGCGAAGCCGCCUUAUCCAGCACCACUAUCCGGUCUUCUAUCAGUACUUCUCUAAAAUUCUUGACCUAUUCUUCGAUCCGCGAGCCACACCCCUCGCCAAGGACUUUGUCGUCGGUGCUACCUCCAGAAUCGAUCCCGCGCCCUUCACUCUCCUAAGCCGCCUUCAAGAUAAGAGAGAAAGCGGCAGCAGCGUCAAUCAAGUGGAUGCUAUCGACAUCGCCGCGGAAUGCACAGAUCACAUGGUUGCUGGUAUCGAUACAACAGGUGAUUCGCUGUGUUUCUUAAUGUGGGAACUGUCGCAGCCGGCAUCUCUUGAAAUUCAACGAAAGCUCCAACAGGAGAUUCGAGAGAACACAGACGUCUCCUUUGAUAAGCUUUAUUAUCUUGACGCCGUAGUUCAAGAAGGCCUACGAUGCUAUCCUGCGAUUCCAAUGUCGCUACCCCGAGUGGUCCCGCCUGGGGGGAAGACAGUUGAUGGGUACUUUAUUUCUGAGGGGACCAUUGUGAGCAGCCAGGCUUAUUCAGUACAUCGCAAUAACGAUGCAGUCUUCCCGAGUCCUGAAACUUUCGCCCCUGAGCGCUGGAUGUCUUCUUCCGGAGAGGCCGAGAGGAAGCGGCACUUGUUUGCGUUUGCCCACGGCGGAAGAGGCUGCGUCGGAAAACAUCUUGCAUUGGCGGAGAUGAAAAUUUUGCUUCGCAGCAUAUAUGGACAAUAUUCCACAGAACCAGAUCCGUCUAUUACUCUCGAGAGCAUGAGGUCUCACGACCAGAUCAUUUCUGCUCGGCCAUUUGGACAACGGUGUCUUUUGCGAUUCAUUCCCAUCCCGAAUGAAGAGGCUGUGUGA
Molecule: messenger RNA, 1470 nt
Organism: Colletotrichum orchidophilum
Lineage: Eukaryota; Fungi; Ascomycota; Sordariomycetes; Glomerellales; Glomerellaceae
Product: cytochrome P450
Exons: 6
Coding region: 1-1470 (489 amino acids)
Molecular function (GO): heme binding; oxidoreductase activity, acting on paired donors, with incorporation or reduction of molecular oxygen; iron ion binding
Source: RefSeq, a predicted model, not a curated record